ACGACGCUGUCCAGUCAAUUGGACAGAAAGAACGAAGGAGUAAUAAUGCUGUCUUCGGCCCCUGUCUUUUAUCUUGGCUUCUUUCUGUUCCUCUUUCAUCUGACGAAAGUGUACGGAGGUGGGACACUCGAGAUAAGGUUUAUCAAGUUUGAGAAUCAUGAGGGGAAGGAGGGGAGCGGCGCGUGCUGUGAUGGCGUCUGGUUCGUUUGUCCAAGCAAAUGUGACCAUAAAUUCGACAUCUGCGUGGACAAGAUUGCCUUUGAUGAUGAUCCGGCGAUGUGUUAUUAUGGUCGAAAGGAGACAGGAGUGACCCCUGAUCAGAAUAACAUCAUCUUCUCCGACAACAUAGGCGGGACACCUAACCCCAUGAUCUUCCCUUUCAAUGCUUGGCCGACACAGAACACAGUAAGGAUAAAGCUGAAUGUGUGGGACAUAGAUAGCUUAAACAAGCAUGACCAUGUGGAGUAUUUCGCCAGACUCGUCACUGUUCCUGCAGCAAAUGAGAAGGCCUUGGCCGCGCCAACAGAGGUCGUAUUCCAGUCUUUUGUCAGCUUGACUACAACUCUUAAAGUGUACUGUGAUCCUUACUUCCAUUCACCGAACUGCACCGUGUACUGUCGAGCCAGGGAUGACGAAAUGGGCCAUUACACAUGUGACCGAGAUACUGGUACCAAAAUAUGCAUGGCAGGCUGGACUGGGAGGGAAUGCAAUGAACCAAUUCAAUCUUGUAAGGACAACCCAUGCAGAAAUGGUGGAGCUUGUCGAGAUGACAAGAAUGGUUAUCUUUGUUACUGCAAUUUACGUUACACAGGCAGGAGCUGUGAAAUCGAAUAUCCAUCAUGUACAGAUAGGCCAUGUCCAGAUACAGGAUACUGCUUUAGCCUGGUGACAAAUGCGUACUGUGCAUGCCCUCCUGGGCGACCAGCCAUGGAAUGUGGGCAGGAGUCUGGGAAUAAGGCUAUCAUCGGAUAAACCAAGCGGACCUUCGUUGCUCACACAAGGAAGAUAUCAGACACUUUCGAGGAAGAAAACCAUGUUAUUCGAGUACAACGA
Messenger RNA from Liolophura sinensis, 1053 nucleotides. Its product is annotated as delta-like protein 4. The record is from RefSeq and is a predicted model, not a curated record. Gene Ontology annotation, biological process: cell communication; multicellular organism development; Notch signaling pathway. Bases 46 to 972 code for a protein of 308 amino acids. The transcript is spliced from 8 exons. Gene Ontology annotation, molecular function: calcium ion binding. NCBI's taxonomy places the organism in Eukaryota, Metazoa, Mollusca, Polyplacophora, Chitonida, Chitonidae. Gene Ontology annotation, cellular component: membrane.